Messenger RNA from Xiphophorus couchianus (Monterrey platyfish), 3939 nucleotides. RefSeq names its product coiled-coil domain containing 149a (gene ccdc149a). The record is from RefSeq and is a predicted model, not a curated record. The transcript is spliced from 13 exons. Bases 193 to 1833 code for a protein of 546 amino acids. Lineage: Eukaryota; Metazoa; Chordata; Actinopteri; Cyprinodontiformes; Poeciliidae.
GUGACGUUGCAGGAUAAACAAACGAAGGAGGAGGCGAGUGAGCGGUGUUCAUCCUGUAUCCUGACAUUUCUACAUUUUACAAUAAUGCAGUCUUCUAAGAGGAGUGAGGGCGACUGGCAGGGACUGGUCAGCGAGGUAAGAGGAAAGAUUAACACCGAGAACCGCUGCUUCUGAGACGGGCGGGUCUAACAGAUGCUCCUCUUGUCCAUAUGGAACCAGCAGUUCCUGGUGUGUAAACGCAAGUUGGAGAGUAAAAAGGAGGCGCUGCUCAUCCUGUCCAAAGAGCUGGACACAUGCCAACAGGAGAGAGACCAGUACAAGCUGAUGGCCAACCAGCUGAGAGAGCGCCACCAGGGACUGAAGAAGAAGUACAGGGAACUUAUUGAUGGGGAUCCUUCUUUGCCACCAGAAAAACGUAAUCAGGUGAACCUGGGUCAGCUGUUGAGGGACUCCAGGGACCGAGUGAGACAGCUCACUGAGGAGGUGAAGGACCUCACUCAGAGGCUGGCUGAGGCCCAGGGGGACAACAAGCUGCUGAGGAUGACCAUCACUCGACAGAGGCUGGGAGACGAAGAGGUGGGGGUCCGGCACUUUCCCGCACAUGAACGAGAGGACUUGGUUUCUCAGCUAGAAAGAGCAGGGCAACAGAUGGAGGAGAUGGAGCACACCAUAAAAGCCUUGACGGAUGAGUUGCAGGACGUUAAAGCAGAACGCAUCGUUUUCAGGGAGAAGGCUGACCGGCUAAAUGUUGAACUAAACCAUAUUUUAGGAAAUCAUGAUUCACGCAUCAUUGAUGUGGAUGCACUCUGCACGGAAAACAGGUAUUUACACGACCGACUCUCGCAACUUCAGGAGGAGGUGAACCUGCUCAAAUCAAACAUCAUGAAAUACAAGACGGCCCUCGAGAGGAGAAAAAACUCCAGCACACAUGGGAGAUCAAACAGCGUUCCUCUUACCGGAGUGCUGUCAGCCAAACAAGUCCAGGAGAUGCUCUUGGAGGAGCAGGGCUGCAGCUUACCUGCUACACCUCAGAGUAUCUCCGACCUAAAGUCGCUUGCCACCGCUCUGCUGGAGACCAUCCAUGAGAAGAAUCUGGUCAUCCAACACCAGAGGCACACAAACCGGAUCCUGGGAAACAGAGUUGCAGAUUUGGAGAGGAAGUUAAAAACCUUGGAAGUCUCAGGAUUGUGGAGUUUACCAGGCUUGACCUACCACGUAUCUGUGGGAAUUGGGAGAACCAGGGACAAUAUGGUACUAAAUGAAAAUCUCCAGCCAGAGCUUCAUCCAAUGUGUGCCACGUCUUUGCCAAACACGCAGCCCCUCAAAGAUGACAGAAGUUCACAUGAAUCAUCUUGGGAAUGCCGCACCGCUGGCAGUGACCUUGGCACAGAUGGCGCCAGCAGGGAAGACGCACCUGCACUGCUCAGCAGCGCGGAUCCUUUCGCAGGCGUGGAGACGGAUGGGAUUGACGGGAGAGAGGGAGAAAUCAUGACCCUGAGAGACGAUCCGGAGCCGGAGGAUGAACGGAGUCCGGUGGAGGAGGCAGGGCGCGAAGAGGAGGGAGCCGAGGAUGAGGAGCUGGGUUCCUCUGUGGAGGAAGGGGAAGAAGCCGCUCUGGCACUGGAUCUCCGUCUGACCGAGUCGAAGCUUCAGUGGCUUUCCAUCGCACAGAAUUCUGUCAGACAUUCAGAGGUUUCCUGCCAGGACAGGGAGUCUAAUGAUGCACUUGAACAUGAAGAAGCCUCGGCAUCGAUUCCAAAGAGUCAGGCCACAGAGGGACAGAGUAACACUGAGUGGGACAUUCACUGUCCAUCUGCACCUGGCAUGAUCUAAUGUCAUGAAAAGAUGGGGGAAACUUCUCUAAGUCCUUGUCGUCGUUAUUGAUGAUUACAUUAAUCAUCCCUAGUUGGAUUCCCACUGCUUAGCCUCUGCUCAUUAACUUUCUUCCACACUGAGCAGCUCGCUUUCAGUCAAUAAAACAGAGAAAACUCUCUCCCCCCCCCAGAUGCUGCUGACAAAGCCAGAGGUGCACUCUGCAUCUAGACUAGCUUGUGUUGCUCUAAAGCAAAAAAUCUUCCAAUCAGUAGAGCUGCAAACUCGAUGCCCUGCAGAAAAAAUAACAAGUGAUCAGCUUGUGUAUCCUAUAUUCUCUUGUUGCGUUCCCCUGUGAGGAGAUAAUCCCAGUUGUUUGCUUUAUUUUUUAUCAAAGAUAAGGAAUGCCAAUAAAAGUGCUGCAUUUUUGAGGGGGGUUACUUCCAAAAGUGAUUUCAAAUUGGUGAAGUGCCAAAAUUUGAACUGUAUGUGUGAUGGAUACUUUUGAAUUCCUUGUUUCACCUUAAUACUAUUAAUAUUUGUUUGUCUAAAUCUUGCCUAUUUUUUUAUGUAUUUGGAUGUGCCUUAUGUGUCAAAAUAUUUAAUAUUUAUGAAUAGAAAUUCAUAAAAAGCUGCCAUAUUAUUUGGUUGCACUCAUUUGCAGUACAGAAAGUUGGGAUCUAUUUGUUCUAUUGUUUUCUUCCUUAUUAAAAAAUAUAAUAAUCUCAAGCCAAACAUACUUUAACAGAUGACAUGGAGGAAGAACAUCCUUUGAAACCCAAGGGUUGUUAUUGCACACGACCCAGUAUUCAAUAAUGACCCAUUACAAAAGUAAUUUCAAAGAAAUAUUAUGAUACAAAUAUACAUUAAAAAAUAUAUUCUCCUAAAAGAAAGAUAAACUGUUGUAUGUCUCAGUCCUGCUGGUCAUAAAAAGGCAUUUUUAAAAAAGAAAACCUGUCAUAAAGCAUAAAAAACAUGAAAGCUACAAUGAAGGCAACAUCAUGCUGUAGGGAUUGUGUUCUUGGAACCUGAGGGUGACAGUUUGACCUUCCUAUUCUUCUUCACAUCUUUAUUUUUCAAAUUUUUUUGUUUUGUUUUUUAGUUUGACAUUAUGUAAAUGCAUUAAAAUAUUAACUCUACUUUUUUUCCCCCUUUUUAAACAAUUUUACAAGGGUCAUCAAUAAUUGUGCUAAAGCUGAGGUCCAAAUUGCUCUUUAAAACCGAAAAGCUUAAAUUUUUUAAUAAACAUUUAAUUUAAUUGACUCUUAGCCUUAGAGGAAAAUGCUUUCUUCUUUCAAUUCUCUUUCUUGUGAAUGAAUAAAUUGCACACUUCAUGUAGAACAUCAAUUUUAUCAUGUUUUAAACUAAACAUGUAGUAGGACUUCUUCAGAAUAGCAGAAGUUUCCCUGUCAAAAAAAGUAGAAUCCAUAAACACGCCCGGGUCGUCUUGUGGCCAAAGUCCAGAGCGCGGUGUGUUUUGGGAAAUCAGCAGUGAGUCCCACUCCUACAUGCAGGUGACAGCUGGCCUCUCCAGGCAAACGCAGCAUCAAACCCAGAAUGCAUGAACUGCUUAUUCUGCAGGAGGCCGCUUGCUAUUUUUAAUCACCAAUAUAAAAUAGAGGCGAGGAAAAAGAGGGAAUUCAGCUUUGGAGUGAGGUGGAGAGGAGUGGGGGGGGGGAAGCGUAGCACGUACACAGCAUGGGACCUGUGCCAUGCAGCUGAUUUGGAAAUCUGCACCAAGGCUUUUUUCUUUCUUUUUUUUAUUUUGUUCCAGCUUUAAGUCCGUCACCCAGAUGGGAGCUGAACUAAUAAAUUUAGAUGAUAGCAGCUUGCCAUUAAAGUUCUCAGAAGUAAUUGCCUAGUUUUUGAUUGUUUGCAUGCAUAUAAAUGAUAGGAGGAAGCCAGUUAGUUGGAAAAUACAUUUUUAGGAAACUACAUGGUCUGAUGCAGUGAAUAUGUGAUUGUGGAUUUUGUCCAAAUAUCUGUGCUUCUGUCAAGUAAGGUGAACCUGCACUGAGGAAAAUAGAAUAGUCUGUUUGUCCUGCCUGUGAUGUGGAACAUUUCAGCUCAUUCAAAAUGUAUAACAGAAUCUGAGUGAGAUCUUUUUUAAAGAAUUGCUUCACAGGA